UUUUAAACGGCGCUUAAAUAUAAUAAGCGACAAAUUAACCAAAAACCCGAUAUGGAGAAUGGAACUUGUGCCGAAUGUAGAGUUGCAAGAAAUGCAUUAGAUGAAUGUUAAUCAAUUUUUUGGAAGAACUACACAACAACCAUGUCAUUUUGUGUGCGACUUGCUCGCAGCAAACCUAUUCGUUUGUUAGGAGGUAUUGCAAUGAAAUGUUGGGCAUUCUCUGGGACUUACAUACUUGCCUGUUUUCUCUUAUAUUGGUUAUAUGGUGGAAUUUCUGCCUUUUUUCUCCUUUGUUUUGCAACUACAGGUAUAUUGUAUCAUAGAGAAGAUCAACUUGUAUAUCGUCCAGAAUGGCCAGCUAAUUCUAGAGUUUAUGUUCCUGCACCUUCAAUAUUUAAUUUACCUUAUCAAAGCAUAUAUACUAGAUCAAAGGAUGGUACCAUGUUACAUAUGUUCUUUAUUUCUCAACCAGAAGAUAAAGCAAAAAAGGUGCCUACAUUAUUAUUUCUUCAUGGCAAUGCUGGUAAUAUGGGACAUAGACUUCAGAAUGCGGUUGGAUUAUACCACAAUAUUCAAUGCAAUAUUUUAAUGCUAGAAUAUAGAGGCUAUGGAUUAUCGCAAGGUUCACCAUCUGAGGAGGGUUUGUACAUGGAUGCUUGUGCUGGAAUUGAUUAUUUGUCCAGUAGAACUGAUAUAAAUACAAGUGAAAUAGUUGUGUUUGGUAGAUCAUUGGGCGGAGCAGUAGCCAUCAAUUUAGCUACAAGACUAGAAAAUUUUCAAAGAAUUUGGUGCCUUAUCAUUGAAAAUACUUUUACCAGUAUUCCUGAUAUGGCAGCUUUGCUUUUUGGGGUAAAAUUUGUACAGUAUUUGCCACUCUUUCUGUAUAAAAAUAAGUAUUUGUCAAUUCUCAAAAUACGAUCAGUAACGGUACCUACAUUAUUUAUUUCUGGUCUGGCGGAUACAUUGGUGCCACCGCGUAUGAUGCAAGAUCUUUAUAAAAAUUGCAAAAGUUCGUGUAAAAAAAUACUCUCAAUUUCCGGGGGUACUCACAAUGAAACAUGGUGUCAGCCAGGAUACUAUCAAAAUAUAUGUAAUUUCUUAAAUGAGUUAAGAGAAAAUCCUGUUCAAGUAACAUCCAGUCAUUGGCAAAUAGAUGACAUAUAGUCAUACAGCUCAUUUUG
This is a messenger RNA of Megachile rotundata (alfalfa leafcutting bee), 1181 nucleotides long. It is a transcript of the gene Bem46, whose product is annotated as abhydrolase domain containing 13-like protein Bem46. Gene Ontology annotation, molecular function: palmitoyl-(protein) hydrolase activity. The record is from RefSeq and is a predicted model, not a curated record. NCBI's taxonomy places the organism in Eukaryota, Metazoa, Arthropoda, Insecta, Hymenoptera, Megachilidae. Gene Ontology annotation, cellular component: membrane.